GUGCGGCCUAAGAAAUUGCUUUUGGGGAACAUUCACAACGGUUGGACCAACUUCCGUACCAAGUAACCCGGACAGACCAAUAUGGCGGCGUUCAGAACAGGGAUUGUUUGUGUUGGUUUGAGAAACUGCGCUUUGAAUUUGAUGAAAUUCAGCGUUUCCUUGAUACCCCGACGAGUAGUCAAAUUGCCUGCUGCAAUAAGGAAGAACUGGUUCUCCCUAACUGCUGUCUCUGGCGGUCUGUGCGCGGUGCCAUUCGCCGUGAGACAAGAAGGCCUGUCUCACGAGUCGCUAAUCCGUCGGGCCUCGUCACUGGUCACAGACAGCACAAACACCUUCCUCUCUCAGACCACCCUAGCCCUAGUGGAUUCCUGGACACAGUAUAUCAAGGCCAUAAAUACAAUCGUGACCCUACAUAGAAACUAUGUGUCAUCAGCCAGCAGACUAACCCCAGCAGAAGAGGAGGCAGUCUGGCAAGUGAUUAUUCGCCAACGUGAGGAAAUAAAGGGCCUAAGGGAGGACUGUAAGAAGUUUGAGUCAAACUGGAUGAUGGCCAAAGGUCUCUCAGAGCUGGCAGCUGAAACGGCAUUCAACGCAGGUGCCGACCAGGCAUGUGUGACGGCAAAAGGCAGUCUCCAGGUAGCCAUGGCUCAUGUUGAGCAGACCAGACAGCUUUCUCUGGAAGCGGAGAACAACUUAAAGGAAUCCAACGCAGACAACAGCCAAAGGGUCACAUUGCCUGCUGCCAUGGAAACUGGAGAGGACGAUGAUAUCCCAGAUGCUUAUUUGCGAGAAGACUAGUGUGUGUUGUAUUUGUCCCCUUGCCUCUUCUAUAAGCCCUCUCCUUCUGUCAAUCUAAGGAUGGAUAAGGGUCCUGUCUUUCUGGAAGUCUGAUAAAAACCUAGAAGAAUGACAAUGUGGAGAAGAACUAGAUCUAACGGAGUCAUGGUAAUCAAUGUAGCGCUUACACUGCAAAAUAAAUGUUCCUGUUUUUGGUUAUGUGAAUUCCAGGUGAUAAGUGCAAUUUAAAAUGUCAGCUUUAAUGCUGUGUUUGGGAGAUUAUUGGGUGAAAGUGAUUUUUUUUUAUAAAUAUAUAUAUAUAUAUACAAAGGGUUACAUCUAAACUCAAAGAUUAUGACUCCAGGAAGGUAUUACAAUCUGUAAAGUGUUUUAUAUGCAUUUUUCACUUAUGUAGUGACAACAUUUUAGUAUAAUGGUAUUGUACUCAAGGUCCUGAUUGUGAAGGCCCUAUUUUGCGCCAGCUUAUAUCAGAAUAUCUUGAGGAAUUUUAAACUGUUUAGAAUAAAUUCUUUAUUCAUGUU
This is a messenger RNA of Osmerus eperlanus (European smelt), 1319 nucleotides long. RefSeq names its product diablo, IAP-binding mitochondrial protein b (gene diablob). Lineage: Eukaryota; Metazoa; Chordata; Actinopteri; Osmeriformes; Osmeridae. The coding region runs from base 82 to 798 and encodes 238 amino acids. The transcript has 6 exons. Gene Ontology annotation, biological process: neuron apoptotic process; intrinsic apoptotic signaling pathway in response to oxidative stress. The record is from RefSeq and is a predicted model, not a curated record. Gene Ontology annotation, cellular component: mitochondrion.